Eremomyces bilateralis CBS 781.70 is the source of this 1869-nucleotide messenger RNA. RefSeq lists its product as uncharacterized. NCBI's taxonomy places the organism in Eukaryota, Fungi, Ascomycota, Dothideomycetes, Eremomycetales, Eremomycetaceae. The coding region runs from base 139 to 1785 and encodes 548 amino acids. Gene Ontology annotation, cellular component: chaperonin-containing T-complex. Gene Ontology annotation, molecular function: ATP-dependent protein folding chaperone; ATP binding; ATP hydrolysis activity. The record is from RefSeq and is a predicted model, not a curated record. Gene Ontology annotation, biological process: protein folding. The transcript is spliced from 10 exons.
GAGCUCUCCAACAUCCAUUUCCCCUUUCCACCGAUUUGAUACCCUUUGGAUGACCUAGACCCCUUCCAAAGCUUCUGCAGUUAUAGUUAAUCGGCUUUUCUAUAUCAUACAAGAACGCUGCGGCGUCCAAGUUCCAAAAUGGCGAUGCAACUUGAUAUGUCAGAUGCACGGAUGAUGCAGGAUGAGUCGGGACGGCAAUUUAUAAUCGUUCGAGACCAAGGGAAAAAGAAGCGACAACACGGCAUUGAAGCCGUCAAAUCACAUAUCAUGGCUGCGCGGACAGUUGCAAACAUCGUCAAGAGCUCUUUGGGUCCUCGAGGGCUUGACAAGAUCCUUAUUUCUCCUGAUGGCGAUAUCACGGUUACGAAUGACGGAGCGACGAUUCUCUCACAAAUGGAAAUCUCCAACCACGUAGCUAAGCUAUUAGUCGAACUCUCCAAAUCCCAAGACGAAGAGAUUGGCGACGGUACCACUGGUGUCGUGGUCCUAGCUGGUGCUUUACUGGAACAAGCGGCGGAUCUCAUCGACAAGGGCAUCCAUCCCAUCAGAAUCGCCGACGGAUUUGACGAGGCAUGUGAGGUUGCCGUUGCCGAGCUAGACAAGAUCAGCGACACCGUGGAGUUUUCGAAAGAUGAAACCGCAAAUUUGAUGAAGGUGGCCAAGACAAGCCUGGGCAGCAAAAUCGUCUCAAAAGCCCACGAUCAGUUCGCGAGGAUCGCUGUGGAUGCCGUUCUGUCCGUAGCGGAUCUGGAGAGAAAGGAUGUUGAUUUUGAGCUCAUCAAGGUCGAUGGCAAGGUUGGUGGGGCGCUUGAAGAUUCGCUACUGGUUAAAGGCGUCAUCAUAGACAAGGACUUCUCGCAUCCUCAGAUGCCCUCGGAAGUCCGAGAUGCAAAGCUCGCCAUCCUCACAUGUGCCUUCGAGCCACCGAAACCCAAGACGAAACACAAGCUCGACAUCACCUCGGUGGAAGAGUUCAAACGCCUACAGCAGUACGAACGCACCAAAUUCGACGAGAUGAUCCAACAGAUCAAGGAUACCGGGGCGAAUGUCGUUAUCUGCCAGUGGGGAUUCGACGAUGAAGCCAACCAUCUCCUCCUCACGAACAAGCUUCCGGCUGUGCGAUGGGUUGGUGGCCCGGAAAUCGAACUCAUCGCCAUCGCUACGAAUGGCCGAAUCGUGCCAAGAUUCGAGGAUCUCAGUGCCGCAAAGCUAGGAACCGCGGGCGUGGUCCGAGAAAUGUCGUUUGGAACCACAAGAGAUAAGAUGCUUGUGAUUGAAGAAUGCGCCAACACCCGAGCGGUCACCGUGUUUGUUCGAGGGAGCAACAAGAUGAUCAUCGACGAAGCCAAGCGAUCCUUACAUGAUGCUCUUUGCGUCGUGAGGAACUUGGUGAAGGACAGCCGCAUCGUCUAUGGCGGUGGUGCUGCAGAAAUUGCUUGCUCUUUGGCGAUUGAAGAAGCCGCGCUGAAGACUCCUGGAAUUUCUCAAUACGCCAUGCGCGCCUUCGCCGACGCCCUCGACGCGGUGCCGAUGGCGCUUGCUGAGAAUUCCGGCCUCAGCCCCAUCGAGACUCUGGCGUCGAUCAAGUCGCGCCAGGUGAAGGAGAAAAAUACCAGACUCGGAGUAGACUGCAUGCAGACAGGCAGCAACGAUAUGCGCGAGCAUUUCGUUAUCGAUCCCCUCAUCUCGAAGCGCCAGCAAUUGCUUUUGGCCACGCAGCUUUGUCGAAUGGUCCUGAAGGUGAACAACGUGAUCAUUGCAGGAAAUGACGAGGACGAGUACUGAACGGUUCGGGUCAUAGACUGGUGUUCUUUGGGAUCAUCGUCCUGGCGAUAAAAUCCAUAUUGGCGUGCAACGCGCCGUCAGGGA